GAACAAAAAUAAACUUAUUAAUAAAAAUUAAGAUGGAAGUAUUUUGAUGCUGGAGGGUGAUAUGAAUGUUUAUUAUACCUUGACUACAAUUGCACGUAUUGCUACAGUGGCAUGAGAAAGAAGCUUGAAUUGACGUCCCCAUCACUCCCACCGCUAGAUGCUCCUAUCGUCAAACUAGGGGUUGAUUGUCUUCAGACAACAUGUCCAGGCUGUCCUAAGUCUUUGCUUCAAGGAGAGGAUGAUCAUCUCCAGAAAGCUGCUUCACAUGUCAUUUGUGAAUGGGCAACAGGGAUUGCCAACAAGACCUUCGCCAACAGCCUGCAGCUGGCCCAGCAUCUCACGAAUAACAAGUUAGUCACCAAGAGCUCCAAGUCCAUCCUCAUUGUCCAGAAGCACAUGGGUGAAGUUCCUAGGCCUGAUCUAACUCCAGAGAUGCGACACCGAGAGACGAACUACCACUUGAAGCAGACGUUGCAGUAUCGACGAGAAAUCCGCAAAAAGCAGGCAGAGGAGAACCAACAUAGGCUGCAUUCAAGUCCAGUCAGCAGCAAACACCUUACUGCUGAGGACAACCUCUCCUUACAAGUAAUGCGCACUGACAAGGCUACACAACUAGAACAGAGAGAUGUGCCGGCUUUUAGUGAAAGUUCAGUUGGAAACUCUAUAACAUUGUCGGAGAGUGGUGAGAGCAGUACUAACCCAGAGAAUCAUUUGUCUUCAAGUAAUGCUUCUGUUGGAGAAGGUACCAAUGUUGCAUCCAAAGAAAGCCCAAGCAAGAGACGUUUUGCUCCAAUACAACCAAAGACGCCGGUUAGAGACACUGGUGCACCAAUGGUACUAAUAAGUCCAUCAGCCAAGAAUGUAAAUGGACAACCGAUGCAACUAGUUGUCAUGAACAGACAGAAAGUCAUUCCAGUGCAGGGUAUAUCAAAACUUACAAGUCCUCAGCAAAUGAAUGUGAUAUUGCAGCCUGGACAGAAUGUAUUUCAGAGUCCAGUCCAGUCUGUAUCAGCAAUGGGUAAUCAAACACCAGUUAAUGUUGUAAACAGUCCAGUAGUAGGCAAUACUGUCCUCAGUAGUCCAGUCAUACCAGCAAAUAGUAUUCAGAGUGCCAUCAAGAGUGGACAAUAUGUUCUUGUAGGAAACACACUUAAACAGUUGCGGAGUGGUCUUCAGACUGUCACUAAUACAAGUGCUGCAAUAAGACAGAAUCAGGGACAGCCUGUUGCUUGCCAGAAGACUGGCCUGUCAUCUCAGGGAAUCACAUAUAAACACGGGUACUAG
Messenger RNA from Strongylocentrotus purpuratus (purple sea urchin), 1284 nucleotides. RefSeq lists its product as uncharacterized. NCBI's taxonomy places the organism in Eukaryota, Metazoa, Echinodermata, Echinoidea, Camarodonta, Strongylocentrotidae. Bases 112 to 1284 code for a protein of 390 amino acids. The transcript has 2 exons. The record is from RefSeq and is a predicted model, not a curated record.